CUCAUCUUAUACAACCACUAGCCCUCUUCACGAUCUAACCCGAUCUGAUCUCCCGCGAUAUGCCUAAUCUGCAGACUAGGUGACUUCAUGUUAAUACAGCUUCCCCAGUCCUCACGCCGUAUGCCAUUAAGUAUGCAGGACUCGUUGAUAUCCGCAGGCAAUAUAGGAGCUUCGCCCCAUUUGAUAAGGGAGAACGGCUUGCUAGGCAGAAAGCCCAGUUAUGCCUGUUGUGUCACCGUCUGACUCUUACCUAUGGGGUGAUAUUGAAGUUCUGCCUCUUGCAUCAUAUCAUGGCCCCGGACCCCGCUGGCUGCCUACAUAACGAUAUCUAAGUAGCAACUCUAAUCGGUUCUAUUGGGUGGAUGCUCAGCCCUGCGAGGGACAUCUUGGCCGCGGGCUAUAAACCUCUAUACAAGCUCCAUGGCGAUUGGUCAAACACUGCAUAUCCAGGCAACUAGUCAGCACUACUGCAUCAGAGGCCGAUGUGGCGUGAAGCUACCUAGGUACCGCGAGCUAUUAAUCGAACGGGUGAAGCUAUGGAAGAUAUUCUCCCAAGAUGGAUGACACCAGUUCCAUUGCUAGCUUCGAGGAGGUUGGUCCCUCCAACAGGAGUUUUCAGGAGAUGCAACAUGAAGCAGAUAACGUAGAGAAGCUUAAGAACCUCGUCGCCAAAGCAGCUCUUAAUGACGGUGCAGCCAAGGAGCUUGGUGACGACGAGGUUCCGGACGUUUGCUAUGUACUGCAGUACAAGGGAUGGGGUGGUAAGCUGAUUGAUGUUCGUCGUAGCCAAGAGCCCAUCAACAUCGAACUGGAUGAUAUGGACGACGACCGAUCAUCUACAUCCAAGAAGCCAGUCCUAGAGAUCGUGACUAAAGUCUCAGCCAGCAUAGUUCAAAAGAGACAAGAUGACUACCUUCCACCUCCACGGUUCCCCAGGUGGAACCCUCCCGUGAACUAUAAUAGAUACGAUGACUACGGCCACCCAGACAAGAAAGACGAUGAUUCGGAGAUGAAGAUUACCAAGGUCGAGACGACGAAUAUGGUGAUCCACUCUCCUUAUUUAAUUAAUGCCCUCCGAGCCGUGGUAGGAUACUACCCCUCGACGUCUUUCCUUGGGGAUACCGCCAAGGUCAGCGCACCGUAUACCGUCCUAGUCCACCACCGUGCGGCUCUUGCUCGUUACAAGGUUAUCCAGCCGGAGACCCACGACCAGGAGUAUGUCUUCACAACCGCCAAGCACAUCGACAUUCUUCUCAAAUUCCUCGAGAAGACCCUCGGUGAGCAGAUCCGCGAAGAAGAAAAGCGACACAACAGCCCUAUCCCAUCGGCUACUUUCGACAAUCUACCCCUGAUCUUGAAGCCCGGCGAGAUUGUAUAUGCGAAACAGGACCACAGAUGGACUCCCUUCGUCAUCUCUAGUGUCGACGAGAGCUACAUCAAUAGCCAUGGCGCUGUUACUUCUCACGUAGUCAAUUGCUGGAACAUUUCAUACUCUACCGAGAGAUUCUGUCGGAUGAUGCAUGCCUUCCCCAUCGACCCCUUCACCGGAGAAGAAGCCAUUGCAGGUUUACCCGUCAUCCCAGCUCGUUUCUUCACAGGCGAAGACCACAACAUGAACCCCGAGGAAAUCCAAGCCAAGCACAUCGCCCUCGGAAGAAAAGUCUGGGAACUCUCCAAAGCUCCGAGUUACAUGUCCUACGACGGAAGUCUAGCCGAACGCAGUCCGGACGAUAACUGGGAAUACCCCGCAAGCGCCACAGGCUACAUGAGCGGCCGCGUAAUCGUCGACUGCGCGGGAUUCAACCGAUACUCCUACGACUGCCCCGGGUCCAACAGCCGACGCCCACGCUCCCCCUCCCCACCCAACACAAACAGCCGCAAUCGUCCGCCUCCGCGCAAAGACCAACUCCCCUACUUCGGUCCGCGCUGCGGGUGCAGCGCCUGCAACAAAUCCGGCACCAAAGAACUAAGUCCAUUCUCCUCCUUCGAGGACCUCGACCCAACCACCGACGCCGCGCCCAAAUACGACUUAUACUACCUCGCCUUAAGCAAAGUAGUCCCAGGUUUCAUCCUCGGCGAACGACGGUGGGGUCACUUUAACGUCGAGUAUUUGGAUGAAGUGCAGUUCGACAAGGAAGCGUUUAAAUACCUAGUCCUAGACGACGAAGUAAAAUUCACCGUUCGCGCACUCAUCGGUAAAUUCGCAAGCGCGAAUGGCCAGGUCAGUCCUUGGCCUAGCGAUUUCGUCAAGAACAAGGGACAAGGACGGAUCUUCCUACUUCACGGAAGCCCCGGUGUAGGGAAGACGUGCACGGCGGAAUGCGUGGCGGAGUUAACGCACCGUCCUCUACUCUCGCUUACCAGCGGUGACUUAAGCACGAACUCGUACAAUGUCGAGAAGAAUCUAGAGUACUUCUUGCAACUCGGCGAACGCUUCGGCGCUAUGGUGUUGUUGGAUGAGGCGGAUGUUUAUCUGGAGUCGCGGCGCAUGAUGGAUAUCGAGCGCAACGGCCUCGUAUCUAUAUUCCUACGCGCGCUGGAGUAUUACCGCGGUGUGUUGUUUUUAACGACGAACCGCGUUAAGACGUUUGACUCUGCGUUUACAUCGCGUAUCCACGUCGCGCUGCACUAUAAAGCGCUCACCGACGCCGACCGCGAGAAGAUUUGGCUGAGCAGUUUUGAGCGUCUCGAACGGGAUAGUGGUGGGAAGGUAUAUGUUAGCGUGGCGACGCGCGAGUACGCGUAUGAGAGCCGUGAUGUGCAGAGUCUGCGCUGGAAUGGGCGUGAGAUUAGAAAUGCGAUACAGACUGCUGUUGCUUUGGCCGAGUCUGAGGCUCUGGAGGAUGGGGUGGAGAUGGUUACUGUUACGGAUAAACAUCUUAAGGCUGUUGUUAAGAUGAGCCGUGGUUUUAAGAAUUUCUUGCGUAAACGUGGGGUAAAGACUGACGAUGACGUGGAGGCCGAGGACGAAGAUGAUGAUGACGAGGAAGAAGAUUCAGACGAAGACUAGUCGCAUAUUACUAUCCGGGUGAUAUCUCACCUAGUUUCUUUUGCGAUUUAACGCAUGUUAUCUCUCAUGAAUGAGAGACCGCCGAUCGGCGAUGUUGGUUUUAAGGGAUAGGGAAUUCAAUGGAGAAGAGGUUCGGUUUUACGGGGUCAUGAUGGGAAGGGAGAUCAUGUAGAAGUCUCAUAUAGUCAGUCUCUCGUGUAUUAUCACGACUAACGAUUCAUAUUGUUGUCACUGAACUGGGCCAUAUUAUUGAAGUGUCCGGAUAUCAUCAAUCCCUUUUUCUACCUACUCGCCCUAGAUGCUCUGUUCGUCUACUUAAACCUCAUAUGUACUCUACACUAGGUGAUCAACUUGCAUUUUUUAUGACCUAUGACGAGAUAUCAAGUAACUCAGAGUGAGUUCUUCAAGACUACUCGAGGCUUAAGGGGUAUUACCAGGUAUGAAUGAGGAUAUAUUGCAUUUUACGAUUGGAG
Messenger RNA from Hypoxylon trugodes, 3483 nucleotides. RefSeq names its product P-loop containing nucleoside triphosphate hydrolase protein. Lineage: Eukaryota; Fungi; Ascomycota; Sordariomycetes; Xylariales; Hypoxylaceae. Bases 557 to 3010 code for a protein of 817 amino acids. The record is from RefSeq and is a predicted model, not a curated record. The transcript is spliced from 3 exons. Gene Ontology annotation, molecular function: ATP binding; ATP hydrolysis activity.